Vanessa tameamea is the source of this 1090-nucleotide messenger RNA. RefSeq names its product deoxyhypusine hydroxylase (gene nero). The transcript is spliced from 4 exons. The coding region runs from base 84 to 998 and encodes 304 amino acids. Gene Ontology annotation, biological process: peptidyl-hypusine biosynthetic process. NCBI's taxonomy places the organism in Eukaryota, Metazoa, Arthropoda, Insecta, Lepidoptera, Nymphalidae. The record is from RefSeq and is a predicted model, not a curated record. Gene Ontology annotation, molecular function: deoxyhypusine monooxygenase activity.
CUGUCAGUGUUACAAUUACUUUGUGGGUAAAUACGAACACGUUAUAAGAAAUUUUGUUAUAAAGGUUAAAUUACAUAUAAGAAAUGGUAAAUAUUAGUGACAGUGCUGUAGAAAAUAUUGGAAGGGUGCUGAAUGAUCCGCAGAGGCCCAUGAAAGAGCGUUUUCGGGCUCUUUUCACACUUCGUAACUUAGGAGGAGAAACUGCAAUAAAAUGUAUAAGCGAUUGCUUUAAAGAUGAAUCAGUUCUAUUAAAACAUGAGCUAGCAUAUUGCUUAGGUCAAAUGCAAGAUGUAAAGGCAGUACCUAUUCUUAAAAGCGUUUUAGCAGACACGAACCAGGACCCGAUAGUUCGACACGAAGCCGGUGAGGCCCUAGGUGCCAUUGGAGAUUCAGGCCUUCAAGAAUUACUUGAAAAAUAUCAAUAUGACUCCGCUAUAGAAGUAGCUGAAACAUGUCAAAUAGCAUUACAGAGACUAAAAUGGAUCACAGAAAAAAAUACAACGGAAAAUAAUUUAUCACAAAGUCGUUAUGCUUCUAUUGAUCCUGCACCCCCGAGUGAAGAAGUAAAUAUUGAUGAGCUACGGAAAACAAUGAUGGAUGAAAAUAAAACCCUAUUUGAGCGUUAUAGAGCGAUGUUUAGCUUACGUAACUUAGGUACUACAGAAAGUAUUAAUGCUUUAGGGGAAGGCUUUAAAGCGAGUAGUGCACUAUUUCGCCAUGAAGUUGCUUUUAUAUUUGGCCAGAUGCAGGAUGAGCGCAGCGUGCCCUUCCUUAAGAAGACCUUAGAAGAUACGACGGAACAUGAAAUGGUACGUCAUGAAGCAGCAGAGGCACUGGGUUCUAUAGCUACUGAUGAAUGCACAGAAGUAUUAACAAGAUAUCUUCACGAUCCCCGUCCUGUCGUCAGAGAGAGCUGUGAGGUGGCUCUUGACAUGUCUGAAUAUGAGAACAGUCCAGAAUUUCAGUAUGCUAAUACUUUGCUCACAGUGCAAGGAUGAUUUUACAUGUGUCGUGAUAUGGUUAAUUUUUUGAGAUUACUUUCAUAAAAUAUUUAAUCAUAAAACAGAACAGCAUAAAGUAAAAUAAACAA